Sparassis crispa is the source of this 180-nucleotide messenger RNA. RefSeq lists its product as hypothetical. Bases 1 to 180 code for a protein of 59 amino acids. The transcript has a single exon. Lineage: Eukaryota; Fungi; Basidiomycota; Agaricomycetes; Polyporales; Sparassidaceae. The record is from RefSeq and is a predicted model, not a curated record.
AUGGGUCAUUCUCCGUAUCUCAUUCCCUCACUUUUCAAGGCAUCAUUGACAGAUGACACCUCCUCUGAAGUGGAGCUCGUGUCCAAACUCAUCUGUUUUAUUGAGACCGACAUUUUGGAGGCUCAGGACAAUCUCUUCCUCGUGAAGGUGAACCAGGCAGCACUGGCUAACUGCUUGUGA